AUGUCGCAUCAGAAGAGCGCUACCGGUGCAGAUGCAGACGUACCGGCCAGCGCCGCCACAACCUCGAGCACAUCCUCGAGAGCCAGCUGGUUCACCAUCCCGGCGCCCCUGGCCCGCGUCUUCAGGAGGUUCCCUCUGGUGACCUACCCUGCCAAUGAACUGCCCGUCCGAUCGCCGACACAUCGCCACCUCCCUGCCCUCUAUGUCUUUGCUUCCGACGAGGAUGCUCUGAGAGGGUGGCCGAGCUUCAAUCCUUCCUGCUUAAAAUGGCAGACCUUUCUGAAGCUAGCCGGCGUCCAGGUCCGCAUCGUGCCUUCGAAUAACCAUGCUUCGCCCACCGGUGCACUCCCCUUCCUGAUUCCUCCCUCAGCCGCAAGCGAUGCCGACUCGCAGUUGCCCGUUCCCUCCAACAAACUCGAACGCUACGCUCUCCAGCACGGGCCGAACCAAGUGCCGGAUGUUGCUGGCACGAAGAUGGACGCAUACCAGUCGCUUCUCGACCACCGGAUACGGAAUGCGUGGCUGUAUGCGCUAUACCUCUCCCCGCCAAACUCGCAGCUUCUGUCGCAGCUCUACGUCGCCCCCGUAUCCUCGUCGAAACCCGUCCAAACCACCGUUCUCUACCAGCUCCGACGUGCCGCUGAGGCCGAGAUACUGCAGUCAGUGGGUGCCAGAGUUGUGGACUCAGCAGCUCUGUAUAACGGAGCAGAGCAAGCGUUUGACGCUCUGGCGACGGCUUUGGGGUCGGAGGCUUGGUUCUUUGGAAGCUCAGAGCCAGGUCUUUUCGAUGCGACAGUUUUUGCCUACACCCACCUGGUCCUAGAUGAGACCCUCGCAUGGAUAGACACACGUAUGAAGGCUGCUCUACAGAAAUUCCCCACCCUUGUCGACCAUAGGGCGAGGGUGUUGGCUCGAUGUUGGCCUGAAAUGGCCGCUGGUAGUGUAUAG
Messenger RNA from Neoarthrinium moseri, 948 nucleotides. RefSeq lists its product as uncharacterized. The transcript has 2 exons. Gene Ontology annotation, cellular component: SAM complex. NCBI's taxonomy places the organism in Eukaryota, Fungi, Ascomycota, Sordariomycetes, Amphisphaeriales, Apiosporaceae. The record is from RefSeq and is a predicted model, not a curated record. Gene Ontology annotation, biological process: mitochondrion organization. Bases 1 to 948 code for a protein of 315 amino acids.